This is a messenger RNA of Ylistrum balloti, 930 nucleotides long. Its product is annotated as serine-rich adhesin for platelets-like. The record is from RefSeq and is a predicted model, not a curated record. Lineage: Eukaryota; Metazoa; Mollusca; Bivalvia; Pectinida; Pectinidae. The coding region runs from base 1 to 930 and encodes 309 amino acids. The transcript is spliced from 4 exons.
AUGAAGGGAUUUGGACAUACCAACGUAACGCGCAUAAUUUGUGUAACAUUAAUGAUGUUCGCCAUAUUUGGACAUGUAGCAGAAUCAGUGCCCAUGUGGAAAGCAGGUAUGGACAAAAACGACGUUCCCGUCCAGCCUAUCCGGAUGAACUCCAGCCUGAUCUACAGAUGGUUGAUCCGUUUGAUGAGCCGUAAAGACCUAUACUCGUGGAUUAAUUUCCACGUCCAUCCACAUUCGACACCAACUACCAGUCCCAUAACAGACCCGACAACUACGGUAGCGGCAUUGGAAAGCGAUGAACUACAGAUACAGCGAGAUACCGAUGACCUUGGCACUGUGCCAAUAGUAGGACCCGGUGCCGCUUCCCCUUCCGGUGCCGGUAAUGAUGGCCAGGAUACGUCGACUGGACCCGCUCUGAUUGUUGUACGGGAUGUAGAAGAAACUACUUCCUCACUUCCGGUCACACGGUUAUCAACUGCCAGUUUAAUGGGUAAUGGUAUACCAAUGAUAAUAUUGUCGGGUAACAAGGAUGUUGACAGGAUCGGAGAUGACUCUCAGUCGACGAAUGCUGAUGAUUCCUCUACACCACAAAUGAUAAGAGACACUUUUGAUGACAUGCCUGUGGCGGGGGACACUAUGAGUCCUUCCGGUGACAACACGAAGUCAGUUCCGAUUAUUGUAAAUCCUACCGGAAGUGCAGGGGACGAUUCUAAUUCAAACGAUGAAUCAACGAGUAAUCCGGAUUCGUCUCUAACAAUUGUUCGUGACAGAGAUGGGGAGCCAGAUACCAUGAAUGAUAACGACACACCUGCUUCAUCUUCGUCAUCCUCAACGUCACAAUCUUCCUCCUCGACAUCUGGUUCUACGUCUUCGGGUUUGCUUAUUCUUGAUCCGGCGGCGUUACUGAAUCAGGGUUUUAUGGGCAAAUGA